This is a messenger RNA of Carassius carassius (crucian carp), 5419 nucleotides long. RefSeq names its product kinesin family member 5C (gene kif5c). Gene Ontology annotation, molecular function: microtubule binding; microtubule motor activity; ATP binding. Gene Ontology annotation, biological process: microtubule-based movement. Bases 361 to 3255 code for a protein of 964 amino acids. The transcript has 26 exons. Lineage: Eukaryota; Metazoa; Chordata; Actinopteri; Cypriniformes; Cyprinidae. The record is from RefSeq and is a predicted model, not a curated record.
GAAGGAGCGGCCGCCGUCAGUCAGAGCGCGUGGAACUGUCCAGUGCUGACGCUCUUCAAACACUCAAGGUGCACUCGGCUUUAGCUCCUAACAUCGAGCACCAACGACAACAAAACUACACUCGUUUGAAAUGAUUAUGUGAUAUGUUACGUGCUGUUUGAAACGGUGUCCAGGAGUUUAUUUGAUCUGAGGUUGUUUUCCGUUUCAAAGCUUCUUUCAGUGGGACUGGACCGUGCGGGCUGAACGACUGGCAAGCGACAAGACAUUUUGAUUGUUUGAUUGAUGCAUUCCUCUGCAGACUGCGUGGAGGACCAGAUCUACUGACCGGAGAGAAAGUUUCCUUGGAUAAAAUCAUACACGAUGAUGGAUGCUGCUGAAUGUUGUGUGAAGGUGAUGUGCCGAUUCAGGCCACUUAACGAAUCGGAAAUCACCAGAGGUGACAAAUACAUACCGAAAUUCAAAGGAGAAGACACCGUGGUGAUAUCGGGCAAACCGUAUAUCUUUGACCGAGUCUUUCCUCCAAACACAACACAAGAACAAGUAUAUGAUACCUGUGCCAAACAGAUUGUUAAAGAUGUGCUGGAUGGCUAUAAUGGGACAAUCUUUGCAUAUGGCCAAACCUCAUCAGGGAAGACGCACACUAUGGAAGGGCAGCUCCAUAACUCACAACUGAAGGGCAUCAUCCCUCGCAUCGCCCAAGACAUCUUUGACCACAUCUACUCUAUGGAUGAGAACCUGGAGUUCCAUAUCAAGGUCUCUUAUUUUGAAAUCUAUAUGGACAAAAUUAGAGAUUUGCUUGAUGUUUCCAAAACCAACCUGGCUGUCCAUGAAGAUAAGAACAGGGUGCCAUUUGUCAAGGGCUGUACCGAGCGUUUUGUGUCCAGUCCGGAGGACGUCAUGGAUGUGAUCGAUGAGGGAAAAUCCAAUCGUCACGUGGCUGUCACAAACAUGAAUGAGCACAGCUCCCGCAGUCACAGCAUUUUCCUCAUUAAUAUUAAGCAGGAGAAUGUGGAGACAGAGAAGAAACUGAGUGGAAAACUCUACCUGGUGGAUCUGGCAGGAAGUGAAAAGGUCAGUAAAACUGGAGCAGAAGGAUCUGUGCUGGACGAGGCUAAAAAUAUCAAUAAGUCUCUCUCUGCUCUGGGGAACGUCAUCUCAGCCCUGGCUGAAGGAACUAAAACCCAUGUGCCAUACAGAGACAGUAAAAUGACCAGGAUCCUGCAGGACUCUUUGGGUGGGAACUGCAGAACAACCAUUGUCAUCUGCUGCUCUCCAUCCGUAUAUAAUGAUGCUGAGACCAAAUCCACACUCAUGUUCGGCCAAAGGGCCAAAACCAUCAAAAACACGGUUUCUGUGAACAUGGAGCUUACAGCUGAGGAAUGGAAGAAGAAAUAUGAGAAAGAGAAAGAGAAGACCAGAAAUCUGAAAAUCACCAUCCAGCGGCUAGAAAAUGAGCUUAAACGAUGGCGGAAAGGUGAGAAUGUUCCUGCUGAUGAGCAGCACAGCAGUAAAGAAUUAAAGAAUUCUGAAGCCGCUCCCAUAAUUGAGACUUCAGCUCCGCCCCCUGAGCCUCUUUCUGAUUCAGAGAAAACCCAGUAUGAGGAGCUGAUCAAUGACCUGUAUCAGCAACUAGACGACAAGGAUGAUGAGAUCAACCAGCACAGUCAGCUGGCAGAGAACCUGAAACAGCAGAUGGUGGACCAGGAUGAGUUACUGGCAUCCACACGGCGUGACUAUGAGAAGAUCCAGGAAGAUCUGAGCCGUUUGCAGCAUGAGAACGAGGCAGCUAAAGAUGAGGUGAAGGAGGUGCUCCAGGCCUUAGAAGAGCUGGCUGUGAACUACGACCAGAAAAGCCAUGAGGUGGAAGACAGAAGCAAGACAAACCAGCAGCUCACAGAGGAGCUUAUGCAGAAGAGUGCAGCUCUGGCUGGUGUGGAGAGGGAUCUGUCUGCCCUGCAGGAGCACAGUGGGCAUCACAAGAAGAGAUCAGCAGAGAUCCUCAGUCUCUUGCUCCGGGACCUCAAUGAGAUUGGCAGUGUUAUUGCCUUGAAUGACCACAAGAUGACAGAGAUGAACGGAGGAAUGGAGGAGGAAUUCACCAUGGCACGGCUCUUCAUAAGUAAGAUGAAGUCAGAAGUGAAGUCUCUGGUCAACCGCAGUAAACAGCUUGAGAGCACACAGGCCGACACAAUGCGGAAAAUGCAGGCCAACGAGAAAGAGCUGGCUUCCUGUCAGCUGCUGAUCUCUCAGCAUCAAGCAAAGAUCAAAUCCCUCACCGACUACAUGCAGAACAUGGAACAGAAGAAAAGACAGCUGGAAGAAAGCCACGACUCACUGACGGAGGAGCUCGCUAAACUCAAUGCGCAAGAAAAGAUGCAUGAGGUUUCAGUCAUGGAUAAGGAAAAGGAACACAUGAGCAGGAUGCAGGACGCUGAGGAGAUGAAGAAAGCGCUGGAACAGCAGAUGGAAAGCCACAGAGAGGCUCAUCAGAAGCAGCUUUCACGUCUGCGAGAUGAGAUCGACGUGAAACAGAGGAUCCUUGAUGAGCUGAAAGAUGUGAACCAGGCUCUUCAGCUUGAACAGAAUCAGCUCAGGUCUGACUAUGAAAAGCUGAAACAAGAGGAACAGAAGAAGGACGAGAGGCUGCAGAAGCUUCUCUUGUUGAAUGAGAAGAGGGAGCAAGCUAAAGAAGAUCUCAAGGGUCUGGAAGAGACUGUGGCCAAAGAGCUCCAGACUCUCCUGAACCUGCGUGUAAUGUUCAUCCAGGACAUCAAUAAUCGCAUUGGACGAAGUGUAGAGUUGGACACUGAUGAAUCAGGGGGAAGUCUGGCACAAAAACAGAAAAUAAUUUUCCUCGAGAAUAACCUGGAGCAGCUCACUAAAGUCCACAAGCAGCUGGUACGUGAUAAUGCAGACUUAAGGUGUGAGCUGCCCAAACUGGAGAAGCGCCUGCGUGCAACUGCUGAGCGAGUGAAGAUCCUGGAGUCUGCUCUGAGAGAGGCCAAAGAAAGCGCCAUGAGAGACCGUAAGAAGUACCAGCAGGAGGUGGACCGCAUCAAGGAGGUCAUCCGAGCCAACAACCAGGCCAGGAUGAAACAAACCGCACAGAUCGCUAAGCCUAUUCGUGCUGGACAUCAUCACUCAGCGGCUUCUGCCUCACUGGGCCACAGUAUCAGAGGGGGCGUCCCAAGCCCACGACGACACCACCAGCACCAACAGCAGCAGCAGCAGCAGUACCAUCACAGGAGCAAGUGAAAAACUCUCCAUGGGACAAAAAAUGACCGGUCUGACUCCAGUCUGCGCAUUCUUUCCAUUCCAGCUAUGUGUGGCAACAAGACGACGUCUUUUUCCAAUGCAGUCUUUUCUAUUCAGUAAGGUGGGGGGGGGGGGGGGGGGGACUACUGUCAUCUUCAAGUUCAUUUCCUGUCCUUACCAUGACCUCCUUACAUUCAUCCUGUUUAAAUGGAGAUUUGUGGACUCAACUAUCAAUAAACAAACCCAAACCCACAAAGUAAGACUAAAGGAUAUUGGAUUUUAAAGUCAUAGAAGUGCUAUUUCACUGAAUUUCUGUUUUUCUUGGCUUCUUUCUGCAUUGAGUCAUUUUGUAUUUGAAAAUAUCUUCAAUGUUUCUAUCAAAUUCAACGCAUCUGUCAUUACUCACGCCAGGUUAGCUUUCAUAGAAGUCUGGAAAGAUGAAAAGUAUUCACUAGAACCUACACUGGAAGUUUUUAUCCCCUCAGGAGAUUCAUUGAGACCUUUCUGUUCUUUCAAUUGGCACUAAUUCCUUCUGUCUUAAUGGCCAUUGAGAACAUGCAGUGACAUGACUUGGGAAUGCUGCUUAGGAAUACACACAUUGCUUCAAGCUUAACUCAUCGUGUAUAAAGUCAAUAUGAUAUUACUAGAUGUUAAAUUAAUUUUAUUUAAUUUUAUAUACAUUAAGUAUUGGAAUUUAGUUUUUUUAUGUUUACGUAAUGUCUUUUGUAUAUUAUUUUUAAGUUCCUUUUAUUAGAUCUAGGUCAUCAUGUGUACAUGUUUUUAUACAGAAUACAGGUGCUUUGAAAAUGCAUUAAUUUAUAUAAGGUGCUCUGGAGCAAACAACAACUGUAAAAUAUCAGUAUUUAUUACCACAUUAGUGGUAAAAUCAGGAAUCAUUACUCUGUCAUAUAUUGGCUGUUACUUAAACUGACCUGUUUUGAAAGGAAUGAAAUGCAGUCAUUUAGAGAAAGUCAAAGUCAGAGAUAUUACAGCAUAUGAAAAAUUCUGAUAAAUUCAAGAAAGCAAAAGUGGAGCGAUUUUUCAACUGAUUGUUUAUUUGCCAUUUAUCUGCUGAAUUUAAUUUGACUUAUUUUUGUGUGAUUAUUUCUUAUUCUUGAUAUCAUUAUGAUAUGAAUUACCAAUUAUUCUUUAAAAAAAACUGUAAGGAGAAAUAUUGACUUUUUCAAGAACCACAAAUACUAUUUCAACAGGUAAACCAUGCUAUCAUGCCAUAGCUAUUUACAUUCUUGUGCUAAUGCAAAAAUGUUGCCUACUAUCUGUCUUGUGUUAAUUGUCUCUGGUACGUCUGUAUGUUCAGCACUGUUUUAUCAGCUGUAACAAAGUGAUCAGUACAUGAAAAUGUCAGUACGUUGAAAACAAAUUCUCACACAGUUUACUGUAAAAACUGACCAACUCCAUGAUAAGUAAUGUGAGCACUUUCUUGCAACUUUCUUUUUGGAUGUUGUGAGCUGAUGAAGAAAAACACAAAUGCAUUGAUGGAAGUUCAUCUAAGUUUUCUAUUUGAUAACCUGUGGUAUCAAAAAGACUUCCUUCAUCACUGAAAUAAUUAGUUUUUCCUCUUAAAAAGAUCAUCUAAUGCAGGGGUUUUCAAACCUCUCCAUGAAGUACCCCCAGCACUGCAUGUUUUGUAUCUCUCCCUAUAUCUGACACUCACACUUCAGGUCUUGCAGUCUCCAUUAAUUAGCUGAUGAUUUGAAUCAGAUGUGAUAAUUGAGGGAGACAUACAAAAUGUGCAGGGCAGGUUUGAGAACCACUGAUCUAAUGUAAAAUAUAAAACCCCAUAUCCUAACAAGGUCUAGUGUUUUUGUAUACAGUAUGUGUCCUCUAUUGUGGUGAGUUACUGUAUUGCACACAGAGACCUCAUCGAUUUUGUCUUGUUCAUCAGUGUUUCUGAAGUUUCUGAAAUGUGCUAUAACUUUACCUCAGCAGUGUAUGAAGCUUUUGAGAAAUUAAACAACAUGGAAUUUACUUCAAAUGAUUCAGUUGUUUUGUAGGUGAAGGAAGUGCCACAACAAGGAUAUGAAAAGCUUUAUAGAGUUUGUUUCAAGAUAAAGCACGUGUUAUGGACAACAGGGUUUUACCUACAGAGUGUGACACUCAUUUAUCAGAUGUUGAUGUGGAAUAAAAAAGUUUACUAAAUGUA